This is a messenger RNA of Aureobasidium namibiae CBS 147.97, 1728 nucleotides long. RefSeq lists its product as uncharacterized. The record is from RefSeq and is a predicted model, not a curated record. NCBI's taxonomy places the organism in Eukaryota, Fungi, Ascomycota, Dothideomycetes, Dothideales, Saccotheciaceae. The transcript has a single exon. The annotation marks the transcript as partial.
AGGCUCAAUGGCUAUUACGCAGGCGUCCACAGCCUUAUACCCGUCUCAGGUCACGCACGCGCAGACCAGCCGUAUGAUCCGGUCGAGAAGUGCAGCUCCCCGUGGCUGGAAGAGCAGGAAAUACACGACCGCUUGGUCGAAUACAACCCCUACCGCAGGCCAGGGGAUGCUGGCGCGAGAUCCAGUGAUAUCCAGGAAUGCUUCCUCGAUCAUGCACGGACUGUACGUGUCCCAAGAGUGCACUCGUACCUUGGUGUUCCACAGGAGCAUCCCGAUCAUUUGUACGGCUCAUACGAUGCAUUGGGUCUCAAAGACGACGUCUGUUUCGACAGCGAAGGUCGCCUCGGAGCUUAUGCCUCACCCGCGAACUCGACCUUGUUCGAGCAUGCUUCGCCCUCGCCGUAUGAGACCAAGCGCACUCUGCAAAACCCAGUGGACUGGACCAGUAUUGACUGGGCAGCUGCGCAGAAGAGAUGCUACGAUGACAACUUCGCAAUCGAGGGCACCAAGCAGUCCAAGACCUCGAGUGCCCUAUCCCGUAUAUCUAGGCAGGCAAUCGUGUUACGGACCUGGACAGGAUACGACUAUACACCCCACGCUAUCAUGAACCUCAGGGCACUGCUCAGUGAGAUGUCGCUAGGAUCGGGCGGCGAGUACGACAUCCACCUGCUUGUUCACGUCAAGAACAACUCGGCGCGUUUCUGGGAAUCUGCACAGCUUUAUGACAAGAUACGCGAAGAGAGCGUCCCAGCAGAGUUUUGCGGUCUAGUCACACUCUGGUCUGAGCAACAGAUGGAACUGGUCUACCCUGGACCAUUCUGCAAUAGUACCAACAACAGAGCUGGCACGCCUAUCCAUGGUGUUUACAGGAGUUCCCAUAUGCCUUUGCAGCACUUUGCGCAAACCCAUACACAGUACAAGCAUUUCUGGAACUGGGAGAUGGACAUACGCUAUAUAGGUCACUACUACGAGCUCUUUGACCGCUUGGGACUGUGGGCAAAGUCGCAGCCAAGACGCGGCAUAUGGGAGCGAAGCGCAAAGUACUAUAUCGAAAAACUACAUGGAACCUGGGACCAGUUUUCUAGAAUCGUCGAGAGAGAGAAUCCAACCACCGUCUUUGGCCCUGUGCCCUUUGCUGGAUCGUUAGUGCCUGACUUACAGCAGAGAACCGCGACACUUGGCAACGAGGGUGCAGGUGAUGCCGAUUUGAUAACAUUAGGUCCCUUGUUCGAUCCCAACGAUUCUGGGUGGUUCUUUGCCGAGGACGUCACUGGGUACAAUACAGACUUGCCCAUGCCACCUCUCCGUAAUGCCAUCAUCGCAGCCUCGCGAAUGUCUUCCGAGCUCCUGCACAUUAUGCACAAGGAAACCUUCGAGUACAAACGUACAAUGUGGACCGAAAUGUGGGCACCGAGCAUCGCUUUGCACUACGGAUUGAAGGCGGUCUAUGCGCCACAUCCCGUCUACCAUGACCGAAAGUGGCCAAUCCUGACUGCUAAUAACAUCUUCAACGCUGGCAAAUAUGGUUCCUCCGGAGGAAAUGCCUCGUCUGUUUUUGGGGCGUUCGAGCACAAUCAUCUGGGAGGCACAUGGUAUCAUAACGCGCGAUUUGCUGGGGACAUCUGGAGAGCAUGGCUCGGUCGCGGCAGUCGAGAAAACAAGGCUCGGACAGGACUCGACCGGAUGUGCCUGCGUUCCAUGCUCUUGCACACGGUCAAGCACGAGUAG